GCUUGAUCAGACAGAACGUGUGUGUGGUGUACACACAUGGACUCACGCGCUCGUGCCGUCGCAGCCAUCGCCCAGGGCGCGCGCCCGGCCGCCGUCGUCCCCGCCGGCGCCGCCGCCGCGACCGAGCUCUCGCGGCUCAAGAAACAGCUCCACGAGCUCGAGGAGAAGCGCGACAAUGUAAUCAAGAAGAGGAGGUCUCGGAGGGAGGCUCGGCCUCCGAGCUGCUGGGCUGCGUGCGGCCGCAGGGGCGGCGCGUGCCCGCAGUUCUGCGGCGAGGGAGGCGCCUGCUGCAAGCUUGCUUGGGUGAGCGAUGGGCGCGACCCGAAUGCCUGCCCGGCCGAGAUGGCGGAGUUUCGGUACCACACGUGCGUGGCGCAGAGCUUCGUCGGCGUGACUAAGGGAGACCCCGCGAUGACGGACUUUUCGAUCAGCUCGGCCGGCGUGCAUCUCGGCCGGACCAACCUCGUCCGAGAGCCCGGCUACACGCGGCCGACGAUGGACGACUAUUACGCAUUCGCCGACGGGACAUCCGCCCUGCCCGCCGCCAUCGAGCGGCACUUGAGCGACCGCGGGCGUGCGGGGAAAACGCCCUGGCCGGACGCGCAGCAGCAGGCGCCGAAGGUGCCCAAGGACCGGUGGCGGUGCAACCGCUCCUUCGCGGUGGGCAAGCGGGGCGUGAUGCGGCCGCUCUUCACGAGGCUGCGACUGUGCGAGCCAGAGACGCGCAGCACGGCGGUGCACGUCUGGUGGACUGAGACUAUGGAGCUCGAGACCAAGUUCUGGCCGCCUCGCCGGCCGGCCUCCCGUGCCGGCUUCCCAGAGGGCGGCAGCGGCGACUUCCCCGAGGGCGCGGAUCGCCAGCUGUGGGUGAUUGAAGUCAUGAUUGUUGCUCAGGUGCCCGGGCUGGUGCAGCUCAUCGGAGUCAAGCCCGCGCUCGGCAGGCUGCAGGAGGUGUGCUACCGCAAGACGGGCUACUCGCGGCUCUCGCCGCCGGCCAACGCCGACGCCGAGCACUGUGGCUUCACGAAGCGCUCUUUCACGGGGCAGCUCGAGAGCGUGGCAGCCGACUUCCGCUCGUACAACCUCAACACGAUGCGGCACUACCGCCCCUCCGGCGGCGGCGCGCUGAGGCACCGCCUCUGGAUCUGCAAGCCGCGCGGCGGCUUCAACUCGGAGCUCAGCUCGGAGGACACGACGCUCGCCUGGCUGACGAGGCGCGUGCCGGCGGGCGAGUAUGUCAUGCAGGACUUCGAGAUGAACCCGAUGACCUUCGCCGGGCACAAGUUCGACCUGCGAAGGCGGCCGCCAGACGCAGAUGUGGAGCUCGGCACGCUGCGCGAGAUCAUCCCUCCCCGGGAGCGAGCGAACGGCGCCAAGCUCGUCUACCCCACGUCGACGACGGACGAGUACUGGUUCAGCAACGUGCGGCCGCAGGGCAGGGAGUUUUGGACGCGCGUCGCGUGGCCGAGCGUCGAGAAGGCGAUCGUGCUGCUUCUCGCGCGCGAGCAGAUCAUCCACGCCGACCACAAGCUCAAGCGGCACGGCCGGAUCCUCUUCCUCUCGCCGGACGUCGUCAUCGACGAGCGGGGCAACGCGACCAUGGUGGAGAUCAACGUCAACGGCUACAUGAUCGGCAACCUGCACAAGGAGUACUUUCCGAUUCAGCCGCAGCAGGACGCCGUCGGCUCCUUCACCGGCAUCGCCGGCUUCCCGCUGCAGCGCCACUACAGCGCCGAGCUGCAGCGCAGGACGGCCUCCUUCUGCCGAGGAAUGGUGCACGAGCAGAUGCACUCCAGCCACGAAUGGUACCGCCUCUUCCCUCGCCCAAAGUCGUCGCCGCUGCACGCCGCCUUCAGGACCGCCGCCUUCAAGGACUCGCUGACGCCGCUCGACAAGCUCGCCGUGAGGUGGCUCUCCCAGUCGGACUGGCUGCCAGAGCACUCCACCAACCGAACUACCGGCGUCGUCUCGAUAAACGGCGAGUCGGCCAUCCCGCGCCUAGCCGGACGCCCGGGGCUGGGAUUGCGUCACGGGAAAUAG
Messenger RNA from Emiliania huxleyi CCMP1516, 2040 nucleotides. RefSeq lists its product as hypothetical. The record is from RefSeq and is a predicted model, not a curated record. Bases 37 to 2040 code for a protein of 667 amino acids. The transcript is spliced from 11 exons. NCBI's taxonomy places the organism in Eukaryota, Haptophyta, Isochrysidales, Noelaerhabdaceae.